AUGUCCGCCGACGCCAUCGCCCGCCUUCGAGCCCAAUUCGAGGCUGAACUGAAGAGCAACGGCGACCUCUACCACCCCAUCGACAUUGAAAGGGUCCGCACCGAGGACUGGCAGGUGAAACGCUUCCUGCUGGAUCAGGCGGACGGCAACGAGGACGCCGCCUUCCAGGCGCUCAUCAAGGCCCUCCAGUGGAAGAAGUCCUUUGGCGUGCACGACCGCACCGACCAGUACUUCCCGAAGGAGGUCUGGGAGCAGAAUGCGGUGGAGAUCUACGGCAAGGACAAACAGGGCCGGCGAGUCUGGAAGGAGACGACCCUGCUGGCGAAGCACUUCGUCGCCCACUGCAUCGAACGGGUGGACCGGGCCGCCGGCGAGACCGGCUUCAUCCUCAUCACCGACAGCAACGGCGGCGGCCUCGCCAACGUCGACAUGGACAUCAUGAAGUUCAAGAUCGCCACCAUCGACCUCUACCCGCAGGCGCUGAAGGGCCUGUACGUGGUGGACCUUCCCUGGCUGCUGAACGCCAUCAUGAAGAUGAUCGUCGCGCUGAUGAGCGAGAAGCUGCGCUCCGUGGUCCACUACGUCAAGGGCCCCGAGCUGGCGGAGGUAAUGGACGAGCAGUUCAUUCCGGUGGAGCUGAAGGGCGGGCGGGACAAGCACGCCUUUCCCGCCGACCUGCAGUCCUUUGAGGCACGCGGGCCGGCGCUGGGCCUCGAUGAGAAGACGGUGGACACCUUCUACAAGACGAUGAAGCUGCCCCGGCCGGGUAAAGCCUAG
Messenger RNA from Rhagoletis zephyria (snowberry fruit fly), 777 nucleotides. NCBI's taxonomy places the organism in Eukaryota, Metazoa, Arthropoda, Insecta, Diptera, Tephritidae. The record is from RefSeq and is a predicted model, not a curated record.